CUAUCAUGGGACCGUGUAGCUCCAGUCGCUAACAGCAGUGUUUUGGGUCACCGUCGAUGCCUGCAGUAUGGCGGUAGAAACCAUCGCACAUGACUGGGAGUUUGACCGUUUUGACGACGGUUCACAAAAAAUACACACAGAGGUUCAACUGAAGAACUACAGCAAGUUUCUGGAGGAGUACACCUCCCAGCUAAGGGGCAUCGAGGAGGCUCUGGAUGACUCCAUCGGAGAUGUGUGGGACUUCACUCUGGACCCCAUCGCCCUGAAGCUUCUCCCAUAUGAGCAGGCGUCAUUAUUGGAGUUAAUUAAAACAGACAACAAGGUUCUGAACAAAGUCAUCACAGUUUACGCUGCUCUCUGCAGCGAAGUGAAGAAGCUCAAGUAUGAGGCUGAAACCAAGUUCUACAAUGGCUUAUUGUUCUAUGGAGAGGGAGUGUCUGACACCAGCGUUGUUGAAGGAGACUCUCAGAUUCAGAUGGGCAGAUUUAUCUCAUUCCUUCAGGAGUUGUCCUGUUUUGUGUCAAGAUGUUAUGAAGUGGUGGUCAACAUUGUUCAUCAGCUGGCUGCCCUCUACAACAACAACAAGGGUGCAACAAAAAUCAUUGAAUCCUCAGGUGUCCACUUCCAGAUAGUGUACGAACACCUUGGGGAGUUGUUAGCUGUUCUGCUCACACUCGAUGAGAUAAUGGAAAAUCAUGGCACACUAAAAGAUCACUGGAAGAUGUAUAAAAGGCUGUUGAAAUCUGUGCACCAUAACCCGGGGAAAUUUUCCAUUCCCGAGGAGAAGUUGAAGCCAUUCGAGAAGCUCCUGCUCAAGCUUGAGGGACAGAUGCUGGAUGGCAUGAUACUGCAGGCCUGUGUGGAGCAGAGAUUUGAUGAUCCUGGGGAAGGAGUAGCAGUUGCCAAAAACAGCGCCUUUGCCGAGGAGUUUGCCUCCAACAUUCGCACAAUAUUCGCCAAUGUUGAGUCAAAAAUUGGUGAACCAUCAGAGAUCGACCAGAGAGAUAAAUAUGCUGGCGUUUGUUGUCUCUUUGUGCUUCACUUUCACAUCUUCAGAAGUGUCGACAAAAAGUUCUACAAGGCGCUGCUGGACGUCUGUAAAAAGGUUCCAGCUGUUACUCUCACUGCCAACAUCAUCUGGUUUCCUGACACUUUCCUCCUCGCUAAGGUCCAAGCCGCAGCUAAACUGAUGGAUAAGAAGAGUCUACAGGCCAUCAGAGCACAGAGAGACACCUACCUGCAACAAAGAGCUCAAACACUAACAAAGGAUGUUCAGUCCUACUAUGUGUUUGUAACCUCCUGGAUGAUGAAGAUGGAGUCCAUCUUGUCAAAGGAGCAGAAAAGCGACAAGUUAGCAGAAGACCUGAACAGCAGGUGUAAUGUGUUUGUUCAGGGCAUCCUGUAUGCAUACAGCAUCAGCACCAUUAUCAAAACCACCAUGAACAUGUACAUGUCCAUGCAGCGGCCCAUGACCAAGACUUCUGUCAAAGCUCUAUGUCGACUGGUCGAAUUGCUCAAGGCUGUGGAGCACACGUUUCACAGGCGGUCCAUGGUUGUAGCAGACUCUGUUUCUCACAUCACUCAGCAGCUGCAGUCACAGGCCCUCAAUGCCAUUGGCAUCGCUAAGAAAAGGGUUAUCUCAGACAAGAAGUACAGCGAGCAGCGGCUGGAUGUGCUGUCGUCUUUGGUGCUUGCAGAAAACGCUCUGAGUGGACCAAGCACAAAGGAGAGACGCCUAGUGGUGUCUUUGGCGCUCUGUGUUGGCACUCAGCUGAAAACGUUCAAAGACGAGGAGCUGCUUCCUCUGCAGCUUGUGUUGAAGAAGCUUGAUCUGAUAAGUGAGCUGAGUGAGAGGGUCAAGCUGCAGUGUGACUGUAGUUUCCUUUACUGGCACCGAGCUGUGUUUCCCAUCUACCUAGAUGAUGUGUACGACAACGCCGUGGACGCUGCACGAAUACACUACAUGUUUAGUGCGCUGCGGGACAGUGUGCCCUCCAUGUUGCACGCCAAACACAUGGAAUCAUGUAACCAGCUACUGGAGAGCUACGACAAGGAGAUAAUGGACGUGUUCAAUGAGCACCUGCUGGACAAGCUGUGUAAGGAGAUUGAGAAGGACCUGCGUCUCUCUGUUCACACCCACCUAAAGCUCGAUGACAGGAACCCUUUCAAAGUUGGCAUGAAGGAUCUGGCACACUUCUUCUCCCUCAAACCCAUCCGAUUCUUCAACCGCUUCAUCCACAUCAAAGCCUAUGUGACCCACUACCUGGACAAAACUUUCUACAACCUAACCACUGUCGCUCUGCAUGACUGGGCCACCUACAGCGAGAUGAGAAACCUCGCCACGCAGCGCUAUGGACUUACGAUGACGGAGGCACACCUGCCCAGCCAAACCUUAGAGCAGGGCUUGGACGUUCUGGAGAUCAUGAGGAACAUUCACGUUUUUGUCUCACGCUAUCUUUAUAACCUCAACAACCAGAUCUUCAUAGAGAAGGCCAGUAACAACAAGCACUUGAAUACCAUCAACAUCCGUCACAUCGCCAACUCCAUCCGGACCCACGGCACAGGCAUCAUGAACACCACUGUGAAUUUCACCUACCAGUUCCUGCGAAAGAAGUUUUACAUCUUUAGUCAGUUCAUGUACGACGAACACAUCAAGUCCAGACUCAUCAAAGACAUCCGCUUCUUCAGAGAAACAAAGGACCAGUCUGAUCAGAAGUAUCCAUUUGAGCGAGCGGAGAAGUUUAACCGUGGCAUCAGGAAGCUGGGCAUCACUCCUGAUGGACAGAGCUACCUGGACCAGUUCAGACAGCUCAUUAGCCAGAUUGGUAACGCUAUGGGCUAUGUGCGCAUGAUCCGUUCUGGAGGCCUCCACUGUUGUAGCAGUGCCAUCAGGUUUGUCCCUGACCUGGAGGAUAUAGUGAACUUUGAGGAGCUGGUGAAGGAGGAGGGACUGUCAGAGGAGACCCAGAGAGCUGCAAGCAUCCUAGAUUCAGUGUUGGGAGAUCUGACCAGCAACUCUGCCGAGGGGACGGAGUACUUCAAGAUGCUGGUAGCGGUGUUUGCGCAAGAGUUUCGCAGUGCUAAGAACAUGCACCUGAGGAACUUCUACAUGAUUGUACCACCCCUGACGGUGAAUUUUGUAGAGCACUCCAUCAACUGCAAAGAGAAACUCAACAAGAAGAACAAAAAUGGAGCUGCUUUCACAGAUGAUGGCUUUGCUAUGGGUGUGGCGUACAUUCUGAAGCUGCUGGACCAGUAUUUGGAGUUUGACUCUCUGCACUGGUUCCAGGCCGUCAGAGAUAAGUACAAGAAAGAGAUGAACGCUGUGGUGAAAGAGCAGAGCGUUCAGUCUGCCAGCCAGGAUGAGAAGUUGUUGCAAACUAUGAACCUCACUCAGAAGAGGCUGGAUGUCUACCUUCAGGAGUUUGAGCUGCUUCACUUCUCAUUAAGCAGCGCCCGGAUCUUCUUCAGAGCGGACAAGACUGCAGCCGAGGAGACUCAAGAGAAGAAAGAUAAAGAAGAAGCUUCCAAAACAGGAGGUUCUUCUGAUGGCUCGACCCCGACUGAACCAGCCUCAAAGUGACCCUCACUGUGAGAUCAGCAGAUCAGAGCUCAUAACUCGAGUGCUAUAAAUUGAGGGAAGUAGACUGCAGUGAAAUGUGUGUGGAGAAACAACCGGAAACUGAUGAAACCGACAACUGAAGAAUAUUGCUUCUCUUAACGUCUCAUGACAAAGCAGUCACCUUCAUGAAUGUGUUGCAGAAGGUGUCUUUUUUGUUGCCAUUCUAAAGAAACAUCAGUGUAACAUCCCCACAGUUUUGAAGUGUUUGCAACAUUUAAUAAAUUCAGUUUGGAUUUGUAGCAUUUACGCAAGCGACUGCAUUUGAAAAGGUCAGGUGGCGUAACAAAUGUCCGGUGAAAGUGAUUGCUUACCUUUGCCAUGCUGCCUUUUGAUACUUACACAUCCAGUCUGGAUGGACUGGAGUAUUUUUCUACAGUAGAAUCCUUGGCGCUCUGUGUGUCCAAAAUCAAUGGACUGAUUUGCAGCUCUUUUGAUUUCAGUACUCGCUUCAUCUUUGUGUCCAAUGUAAUAAUUAUAAUUGAUUGUCCAUUGCCUUUAGUGGCAGCUCUGUUCGUAAUGCCUCUGUAGAUUGAUUAUAGCACAGUAAUUAGGGCCAUUUUGAGAAUGUUUUUAAUGUAUAAUCUUUUCAUGUUUGUGUGCCAUAUUUAUCUACUGCUAGUUAUUGUUUUGUCCAUUUUAUACAUGGUAUGAAUCAUGGCGUGUAUGUGCCUUUCUAAACUGUGGAUACCUGUAUCAAUAACAUAAUUUAGAAAUAAUGCAUCUAAAUAACAUAAAGUUUCUUGAUCUGUGGGUGUAGCACAACGCAAAGUUUCAUUAUUUCUCUGCAGCACUGGAGAUGUAUCAUUACAUUUUUAUUUCCCAAAUUUUGUAUCUAUCAACAUGUGGUACAUGUGAAAAGGAGGCCGUUAUUUGGUCAAAAUUACAUUCCAUGAAUUGACUUGCUUGAUAAGAAAGUUCUGUAAAGUCUUUGAAGACUAAUAAAAGAUGCACUUUCAACA
Plectropomus leopardus (leopard coralgrouper) is the source of this 4581-nucleotide messenger RNA. RefSeq names its product WASH complex subunit 4 (gene washc4). The record is from RefSeq and is a predicted model, not a curated record. NCBI's taxonomy places the organism in Eukaryota, Metazoa, Chordata, Actinopteri, Perciformes, Serranidae. Gene Ontology annotation, cellular component: WASH complex; endosome. Gene Ontology annotation, biological process: endosome organization; endosomal transport.